AUGGUUUAACAUGGUUUUCCAAGACGGGCAAGUUACAGAACUUACAGGACAUCGGUGUCACGCUGCGUGUCACACCGAAGUUGCCGAAGUAACCGAAGCCUAUCCGCAUCAUAGAGUUAAUCCGCAUAUCCUGUCAUGAGCCGCCAGCUGGCCAUCGCACCGAAGAAAUAGGUUGGGCCAUAUGCCGAAAGGCCGAAACAGCGGGCCGAAAUGAGCUACGCGUUUGAAGUGGCACAUAGGUUCCUUGCGCUAGCAUGUUAGCUUCCGUUACCAUGGCACCGUUACACUUACGUGCGUAUUCAACGUCGCGGGAAGUUUUCUUCGCCUGCGCUUGCGGUACCGCUGUGACAAGUGAGAACAGGGAGUGAUGAUGGUUGUCGUCCAUCGGCCUGUUAUCUCUUUACCAUGGUGUCCCUUCCCAAGCGGUGGUCGCUGUCCAAGCAAAAAAGCCGCCACCGCGGUCCUCGCUAUCACCGAGGCCUCCUGAGGUCUAACUCGGAGGGAGACGAACAGCAGGCUUUUAUUUUCGCCGACGGGGAAGACGUAGCCUCCGACGAGGUCGGCUCUUGGGACGACGCGACGGAGCUCCGACUUCGUGGAGGCCAGAACGGUUCCAGGGACAACGGUGACAGAAACAGACUCGGGGCUCGAAAGCCGCCGUCUCCGGCGGUGUUCGAGCAUCGCAUUGUUGAGGGUGAGACGUUGCAAGGCCUCGCACUCCGCUACGGAUGCACGGUUGGUGCCUUACGGCACUUCAACAAUCUUCUAAGUGACCAGGACUUUUUUGCCCUCACUGUGAUCAAAGUUCCUGAUCGCAUCCACGUCGCGACUGGACAGCUUGUAGACACAAACGUGCCUGCUGAUGACACCAUCUCGGUGACCAGCGACGGUGCAGAGUCGCCACCGGACAAGGCUAUCCGCUAUUGGAAGAGCCUCGACCACAAAGUGCAGGCGGCUCUGCAGCAGCGAGGUUCAGGAGACGAUGGCAUCCAAAUCGAUGAAGUGGAAGAUCACUCCAUUGAUCGUCACGUCUCGCAUUCACAGCAGCCCAAUUCAUCGAGUGGUGCAGACUGUGGCAUAGGAUGGUGUGGGAUAGUCGUGAUAGUUAUCAUUGUUGCUGUGCUCGUGCCCUCUUUUUACGUGCUGUACAUUCUUGUCUACCAAAAGGAAAUUCACGACGGAGCUGUGCAGCUGCGAAAGUGAUUGAACUGUGUUGCGGGAGUGCUGCCUAGCCAGGGGAUGCAUUUGUGAUGGUAUUUCUUUGCUCAAGUUGGGGUGACUUGUUAUGAAGAGCUUUGCGAUGUUGUGGCUGGUAGUGGUAUUCACCGUUUUUAAUUUUAUGUGCCCAUUUUGUUUGCACAGCAAGCUUCGUAACUGGCUGUAUUACUUACCGAUUGGUAUGAAUGAUUGAUACACACACACGAGUUUCUAAAGGUUUCGUUAUUUUUUGUGCACAUUCUUUUUUAAGGCUUUUUAAUUAAGUAAAAAGGUACAGUGCAUACAAGCUACAGGUGGUGUCUGGAUUGCAGAAAGCCACUUUUUUUGCGAGGCCUUGAUGUUGUUUCACACAAGUGAUCAAUGUGCCUUUUCCUAUGAUGACCUGAGAGGUGAAGAGACAUACCACAGGGUGUGCAUUUUUAGCGAAGAUUUUUGUACUUCUGAAGGUUGCUUAGUGAAGCCAUUUUAAGAUAUGUAGCAUUUAGGCCUUUAUAACAGAAAACUGCUGUAGUACAUGUUAUGUAUGCCAGAGUUUUUGAAAUGUCGUUGUUGCUUAGUCUGUACAGAGAAAGUGCUUAAAUACGUUAGAACAGAUAUGGCUAUUAUAAGUGGUAAUAAAUAAAAAGGCAGAACAUGUUUCCCUGUCGUCUAC
Messenger RNA from Rhipicephalus microplus (southern cattle tick), 1870 nucleotides. Its product is annotated as lysM and putative peptidoglycan-binding domain-containing protein 4. NCBI's taxonomy places the organism in Eukaryota, Metazoa, Arthropoda, Arachnida, Ixodida, Ixodidae. The record is from RefSeq and is a predicted model, not a curated record.